Amphiprion ocellaris (clown anemonefish) is the source of this 996-nucleotide messenger RNA. RefSeq lists its product as uncharacterized. The record is from RefSeq and is a predicted model, not a curated record. Bases 100 to 759 code for a protein of 219 amino acids. Lineage: Eukaryota; Metazoa; Chordata; Actinopteri; Pomacentridae. The transcript is spliced from 2 exons.
UUGCUAUGUGAUUGUCUUGCAAUAUAUCAAUUAUCGCAGUAUCGCUGUAUCUUGAUAGUAUCGCGUAUCGUGAGGUAGCUUGUGAUUCUCCCCCUACAGAUGAGUUCCUGCAAUUCCUUUAGAACAGGAUGUAAACUACCUACAGUGUGUGCAGCAGCAAUGCGUGUACAGUUGCAACGUGACCCUGCUAUUUCUGCCGGGACACCUUUGGCGAGGACGAUAAACACUCCACCUGUCUCCCCCGACGCAGCCAAACACAACCUGCAAUCACACCUGCCCCACCCGAAAGGGCAAGAACGAGGCUAUAUUAAGACGGUCCCAAAGGUGGCAUUUCCCAGACCAGCGAUGACGCGUUUGCACGUCUGUGCUGGCUCAGCUGACAGCGACGGAGGCCUGAUCUGGGACACACCACAGCAAGCGGCACCUUUCGCCUGGGAAGAUCCCCUUUCAUCACACAGUAAAGUUGAGGCAAAGCUCGUCAAAACACGUCCAUCUCCCCUCCAUGAAAACACACGCUCAAUCCCACGGUGUGAUCCGGUGACCUUGGCUUCAGAUCGUACCACUACAAGGUUGUGGGGAGGUAUCCCAGCAUCCUUCAGUCUGUCACCACUGCACUGCAGCCUCACCAGUCGAAAGAGAAAGGGAGAGAAACAGGGAGGUGGCGCCCACAUCCGAUCACUAUGGCAACCCAGCAAGACCAAUUUUUCCCAGCCUGCAAGGUGUUUGGUGAGCGGAGCAGCUGCUGUAUCUCGGAGAUGAUUUGGAGAUGAAGUAGCACCUCUAGCCGCCCACGGCCUGCAUGCUAACGCCUGCGUCAAUACAUCACUGAGGGACUUUUGGAGUCUAUAGGAUAUAUCUUGUAUACAUUUUUAUUAAAAGUAAAAAACCUAAUGUUUUUAUGUUCAUUAUGAUCAUGUCUUUAUGAAUUCCAUCAUUAUUUAUUAUGGAAACAAUCACUUAAUAAAAAAAUGACUGGAUAUCACUAAAAUGUCAACU